Messenger RNA from Xenopus laevis (African clawed frog), 1550 nucleotides. RefSeq names its product regulating synaptic membrane exocytosis protein 4-like (gene rims4.L). The transcript is spliced from 6 exons. Lineage: Eukaryota; Metazoa; Chordata; Amphibia; Anura; Pipidae. The record is from RefSeq and is a predicted model, not a curated record. The coding region runs from base 515 to 1327 and encodes 270 amino acids.
GCACUGGUAUUGCCCAUGCGCUUCCCUUGGCCGUAGCACCUGUCAGCUCCACAUUUACAAAGAAGCCACUAAGUUGAGCAUCCGAGUACCACAGACCGCACCCCUUCUCUGCCUGACAGAAGCUCUGAUUGGAUAGAAUGCAGCCUCAUAAUGACUUCAUUCAGCUCCCCCCCCCCCUCCUGUCCGCUCUGCUGUGAAUGAAGAGUGAGCCGAGAGGAAAGGGAGAGCGAGGAGAUCGGUUCCAUUCAGCAGCGCUGCCCACUGGCACUCACUGUCACCCGGAGCUUGGAGAGGCUUCUUCGACUGUCUCCUGUCCAUGCAACAGCUGCACGGGGAGUCUGCGCUCGGUUCGUGGGAGACACUUGUUGUCAGGGGCUGCAACCAGGCAUUAGGACAUUUUCUUUCUCUUUGAGAAGCCACACCAGCUGCCAAGACGCCCCGUGCCGUGCUCCGAGUGAAAAAUGGGGCGGCCAGACUGCCCAAGCCCCACUCAGAGCCCGGGGGCACCCCGGGCAUGUUCAUGGAGAGGUCUCAGAGCAAGCUUAGUCUGUCUGCCUCGUUUGAGGCUCUGGCCGUCUAUUUUCCCUGCAUGAACUCCUUUGAUGAAGAAGAUGGGGAUGGGCGCAAGCUCAAAGGUGCCAUCCAACGCAGUACAGAGACGGGUCUGGCUGUUGAGAUGCCGAGUCGGACGGUACGCCAAGCAAGCCAUGAAUCUAUAGAAGAUAGUAUGAACAGCUAUGGGUCUGAAGGAAAUUUAAACUACAGUGGGAUGUGUUUGGCAUCUGAUGGCCAGUUUGGAGACUUCCUUACAGGCAUGGGUCCAGCCCAGUUUGUUGGUCGGCAAACCUUAGCGACUACAUCAAUGGGGGAUGUCGAGAUUGGUUUAUUAGAAAGAAAUGGGCAACUUGAAGUGGAAAUUAUCCAGGCGCGAGGUUUAACGGCAAAGGCAGGAUCUAAAACUCCACCAGCUGCUUAUAUAAAAGUCUAUUUGUUAGAGAACGGAAAUUGCAUUGCCAAGAAGAAGACAAAAGUUGCCCGGAAAUCAUUAGACCCGCUAUAUAAUCAGGUGCUUUUAUUUACGGAGGGCCCACAAGGAAAAGUAUUGCAGGUGAUGGUAUGGGGCAAUUAUGGCCGAAUGGAGAAAAAGCAUUUCAUGGGAGUGUCAAGAAUACUUUUAGAAGAACUGGAUUUGUCCAGCAUGGUUAUUGGCUGGUACAAGCUGUUCCCGUUCUCCUCGAUGGUCGAUCCAUCGGCAGCUCCACUUCUCCGCCAAUCUUCUCAGCUUUCCUUGGAAAGCACAGUUGGACCAUGCUGCGAGAGAUCCUAAUAGUCAACAAGAUGACAUUCGAGAUUUUUUUCUAAAAAAAAAAAAGCCACCACCAAGGUUUUGUUUCGAUCUCUGACCUCGAAAAUAUUGCAUGUUUGACCAGCUUUUCUGGAAAUUAAAAGUAACCAAACAUCCUUUCGAGAGAGAGAGAGAAUGAGUGGGGGGAACAAAAGGGGGUUUAAUUUCUUCGUAGGAGAGUAACCUUCGGUAAAUGCCCUGAGUC